Messenger RNA from Hypomesus transpacificus, 2747 nucleotides. RefSeq names its product general transcription factor IIIC, polypeptide 4 (gene gtf3c4). The record is from RefSeq and is a predicted model, not a curated record. The transcript has 5 exons. The coding region runs from base 101 to 2485 and encodes 794 amino acids. Gene Ontology annotation, cellular component: transcription factor TFIIIC complex. Gene Ontology annotation, biological process: transcription initiation at RNA polymerase III promoter. Lineage: Eukaryota; Metazoa; Chordata; Actinopteri; Osmeriformes; Osmeridae. Gene Ontology annotation, molecular function: histone acetyltransferase activity; protein binding.
GAACCGAACUUCCCAUCACUACAGUCCAGCCAAGACUCCGUCCCGCACUAGACCCUGUCUCCCGUCAAACAACGUCACUUCCUGGAAAUGCGUGAGAACAAUGGCGUCUUCCAGUCAAAACGGUACUCUGGGAGAUGCACAGACAGAACGACGGCUGGAACUCGAUCCCGACAAUGAUCCGUCAGUGGAAGAUCUCGGGCCAGUGGUCAAAAGAGACCCGGUUAUCAAGCUUUUGUCCACGGUCACUGGUCUAGAGCCGCUGUCAUGGUCAGAAGAUCACCGACUCUCCGCCUCCACCGCCUCUGGGAUAGCCUUGAUGGAGGUUGUUUGCGAUGUUCACAGUAAAAAUCAGGACUUGGUGCUUCACCGAACACACAUUCCACUACCGGACAAAGUGUGCGAGUUGAAGGUGGGGCCCGAGGCAGAGCUAGAGAAGGCCAGAGAGAAGUUCUCCUUCUCCCCCGAUCCCUCCAUAACCCAGCCCUUCAUGCUGGACCGGAUCAUCAACCCCAGCUGUGGGCCCCCCAAGGGCAUCCUGUACUGCAGCUGGUCCCCGCUGGGCUGCGACGCUAACGGACGCUGCCUCCUCGCCCGCCUCUCCCUGGACCGCAGGCUGACCAUCCACAGCAGCCAGAAGCGCCUGCAGUGGUCCACGCUGGUCGACCUCACCCAGAUAUACGGGGAGAGCCUGGAGGGGCGGGGCUACUCCCUGCAGGAGGGGGAGCCCCCCUGCGGAGCCGGUCUGGCAGACCUGGAGGAGCUGCAGAGGCGGUUCCGCAUGCAGACGGCGGUGCGGGCGGAGUGGUCGAGCGUGUGCACCACCCAGCACGUCCAGACCAACAACGAGUGCAAGGACGUGGAGACAGUGCUGCUGGCCGUGCUGAUGGAGAACGGGGACCUGGUGGUGUGGCAGUUCCGCCUGCCCUUCCUGGGAAAGGACUCAGUGUUGUCCUGCAACACGCUGCGCUCCGGGGUGAGCUCCCCCAGCGUGCUGGCCUGGUGGGAGUACGAGCACAGCGGGCGGAAGAUGAGCGGGCUGAUCGUGGGCAGCGCCGUCGGCCCCGUCAAGAUCCUGCCCGUCAACCUGAAGGCGGUGAAGGGCUACUUCACCCUGCGGCAGCCGGUGGUCCUCUGGCACGACACGGACCAGAUCCCCGUCCACAACAUCAAGUGCGUGGCUCUCCUUCACCCCGUGCAGAAGUGUAACUGCAGCCUGGUGGUGGCUGCCAGGGGCUGCUACGUCUUCUGGUGCCUGCUGGUCAUCUCCAAAUCAGGCCUCAGCGUCCAGAACUCCCACGUCACCGGGCUCCACUCCCUCCCCAUCAUCGCCAUGACGGCGGCCCGGCAAGGAGGGUCCGUCUACACCUGCUCGCUGGACGGAGCCGUCAAGAAGCUCACGCCCGUCUUCAGCGAGCAGAGCCUGUCCUUCCACCAGGAGGACGUCCGUCUCCCGGAGGGACUGCGAGGGAGGAGGCUGUACGGGGCGUCAGUCAGCCCCAACGGGGCCUACCUGGCCCUGGUGAGCUCCGAGGGCCUGGUCCACGGCCUGCACCCCGUCACCCGGCCCUGCCAGGUGAACUUCCUCACCCUGAAGAGGCCGGAGGACGCGGGGGUGGAGCUGCUGGAGGCGACGCCGCCCAGCCUCUUCAGGCAGGCCGACCUGCUGGACCUGGUGAGGUGGCGCGUGCUGAGGGAGCGGCGGAUCCCUCCGCACCUGCAGGCGGAGCUGGACCGGAAGCUGGACGCCACCGGCUCCGCCUACCUGUGGCGGCUCAAGCUCUUCCUGGUGCGGGUGCUCUACCAGUCGCUGAGGGCGGCGCCGGCUGAGGCGCGGUGGAGACCCACGCACGAGGACACCAAGGUGUUCGUGGGGGACGAGGAGGAGGAAGGGGACGAGGGAGAGGGAGGUGAGGAAAGAGGAGGAGGAGGUGGUGAGAGAGGAGGAGGAGGAGGAGGAAGAGAGAGAGGAGGAGGGGUGUUGAACCUGCUGUCCCGGGAGCCCCAAGUGUCGGAGGAGAAGAUCAGCGAGGUGCUAGCGUGGAUGGCGUCUGUGGAGGCUCACCUGACCAGGGAGCACAUGAAGAGAGUCCUGGGAGAGGUGUACCUCCACACCUGGAUCACUGAGAACACCUCCAUCCCAACCAUGGGUGUGUGUGACUUCCUGUCCAAAGACCCCAGCUACGACGACAGGGCUGCCAAGGUGUUGAUAGGUCACAUCCAGAAGAAGAUGAACAAGCAGACGUUUCCAGAGUACUGCAGCCUGUGUAAGGAAGUCCUGCCCUUCAAGGAAAGCAAACAAGCUGUGUGCAUCAACGGCCACGUGUGGUUCAGGUGUGUGUUGUCGUACCAGACCUGCCAGACCUUCUCCUACAGACGCUGCCUGCUCCAGGACAGCAUAGCCAGGAUGCCCGUGCCCGAGGACCCAGACUGGAUCAAGAGGAUACUGCAGGGCCCCUGUACCUUCUGUGACUCUCCCCUCUUCUAGAACACUCAUCUAGAACCGGAGAACCCUUUCCUCAUCUAGAACCGGAGAACACUCUCCUCAUCUAGAACUGGAGUACAGGCUUCUGUUGGACAAAGACUGGCUGUAUUUCCGUUUGGACUGGAUGGACAAUUGACCACAGACACCACAAUCCCCUCCAUUUUUACGUUCCUAAGAAUCUACUAGAUUUAUAUCUGUGUAUAUUUAAUGUACAAAAAAAUAACGUGAACUUUUAUUUCUAAGAAAAAACACAAUAAAGUCUUUG